This is a messenger RNA of Lontra canadensis (Northern American river otter), 4379 nucleotides long. RefSeq names its product cramped chromatin regulator homolog 1 (gene CRAMP1). Lineage: Eukaryota; Metazoa; Chordata; Mammalia; Carnivora; Mustelidae. The coding region runs from base 284 to 4144 and encodes 1286 amino acids. Gene Ontology annotation, biological process: pattern specification process. The transcript has 21 exons. The record is from RefSeq and is a predicted model, not a curated record. Gene Ontology annotation, molecular function: chromatin binding. Gene Ontology annotation, cellular component: nucleus.
GGAACUGCUGCUGAGCGCGGUGAGCCCGGCCUCCGGGAACUGAGAGGCGGCAGCACCGGCGCCCGCAUCCUCGUCCGCCGCUUGCCGGGCGCGGAGGGGACGUGCCGGGGCGAGCGCCUCUGGGCAACUGCUUCCGAGGCGGAAGGACCACACCGGCGUCGCGGCUUCUGUGCAGCGGGCGCUCGGGGGCCGGGGCUGCCCGGCCCGGCCGGUUCUGCGGGCGCCCGGGAGGCCCCCGGGGAGCCCGCGAAGCGAGGCCGCUGCGAGGCGUGGAUGAAGGAGGAUGACAGUGAAGUUGGGAGACGGCGGCGGCGGGGAGGACGGGCUCAAGCGGCUGGGCAAGCGGGCGGCCGACGACGACUCGCUGGAGGGCGAGGGGCCCGGCGGCGGGGACGCGGCCGACGAGAGCGGUGGCACAAAGAGGGACGCCAGGACCCCCCGGGACGGCGGCGACGGCCCCCCGGCGCCCGCGGGCGGCCCGCAGGCCCCGUCCCCGCCGCCCGCCUGCCCGCAGGACCAGCACCACUUCCUCCGGUCCAGCGUGAGGCCGCAGAGCAAGAGGCUCAGGAAGGACUCGUCGUGCGCCGGGGGGAGCGGCGGCGCUGGCGGCUCGGGGCCGCGCGGCAAAGGAGCUGACGGUGGCGGAUCAUCAUCUGGAAAUGGGUCUGGGGCUGCUCCCACCGCUCCCGCGGGGGGCUCUCGCUCCUCUUCCCGGAACCUGGGGUCGUCGAGCGGCGAGAAGGAAGAAGGCAAGAAGGCCCGGAGGCAGUGGGAAUCAUGGAGCACGGAGGACAAGAACACUUUCUUCGAGGGGCUGUACGAGCAUGGGAAAGACUUCGAAGCCAUUCAGAACAACAUUGCCCUCAAGUACAAGAAGAAAGGCAAGCCCGCGAGCAUGGUGAAGAACAAAGAGCAGGUCCGGCAUUUCUACUACCGCACGUGGCACAAGAUCACCAAGUACAUUGACUUUGAUAAUGUGUUUUCCCGUGGGCUGAAGAAAUCAUCCCAGGAGCUGUACGGUCUGAUCUGCUACGGCGAGCUGCGGAAGAAGGUCGGGGGCUGUAUGGACGACAAGAACGCCACGAAGUUGAAUGAGCUCAUUCAGGCCGGGGCCACCACCGUGCGCUACAAAGGGAGGAACCUGCGGAUCAAGGCACCCAUGUGCCGCGCGCUGAAGAGGCUCUGCGACCCGGACGGCUUGAGCGACGAAGAGGACCAGAAGCCCGUGCGCCUGCCGCUGAAGGUCCCCGUCGAGCUGCAGCCGAGGAACAACCACGCCUGGGCCCGCGUGCAGAGCCUGGCCCAGAACCCGAGGCUCAGGAUGAUAGUGGAGCUCCACCGGAAGGUCUCCAGCCUCAUCGAGUUCUUGAAACAGAAGUGGGCGCUCCACGAAGUGCGGAUCCGGAAGACGCUCGAGGACCGGCAGCUGCAGCACUCGCUUACGGAGCCGUUGCAGGAGAAGGUGGCGCUGCACCUGUUCCCAGGGGAGAGCUGCACGCUGACGCCGCUGCCAGGAGUGGCCCGCGUCGUGCACUCCAAGGCCUUCUGCACCGUGCACUGGCAGGAGGGCGGCCGGUGCAAGCAGAGCUCCAAGGAUGCCCACACGUUGCCUCCCGCCCAGAUCCUGGGCAUCCAGAGUGGGCAGGGCACGGCCAGGGGCCAGGUGAAGUGUCCACGAGGCGGCGCUGAGGGCAAGGGCCCGGGACGUCCUCCUCCUUCCACCGACGCCUCCCAGAGCUCUGGAGAGAGCUCCCCUGAAAGUGCCCCUGGGGAGGGGGCCCCCCCGAGCCUCAGCAGCCUAGACACUCCUGACAGGCUGCCCCCGGGGCUUCAGGAUGCCGGGGCACGGCUUGAGAAGACCCCCACGGCUGCUCCCGCAGAGGGCAGGGACGGCCCUGCCCGAGAGCCCGGGGAUGGGACGUGUGCCUGUGGCCAGCUGCCGGAGCUAGAGGAGGAGCUCUCACUCCUUGACCCCUUCCCGCGCUACAUGAAGUCUUGUCAGGACCUCAUCAUCCCCGAGCAGUGCCGCUGUGCGGACCUGCGGCCCUACGGGUGUGCCUCCCCAGAGACUCGCUUCCCCGGCGGGGCAGAGGUGGCCGACCUCACCCGGGCUGGGCCACCGUCCCCUGUCCGUGCCCCGCCGGCUCCAGAGCCUCAGCCCGGCCCCGGGCUCCAGCCAGAUGUUUGCACUAAAGACUCAGCAGAUGCACCUGCAGAGGAGCCCCAGGAGAAGGCGAGCCCCUCGGAACCCCCGCCUCAGGGCCAGCCUGCCACCAAGCCUCCGAAGGAUGUCCCCGCCAGCCGGCUGGCCCAGCAGCUGCGCGAGGAGGGCUGGAACCUGCAGACCUCUGAAAGCCUUACGCUGGCCGAAGUCUACCUCAUGAUGGGCAAGCCAAACAAGCUGCAGCUCGAGUACGACUGGCUGGCGGUGCUGGGCCCCGAGGGCCAGGCCCCCAGCGAGCAGGCCCAGGGCUCCCGCACUGGCUCCCCGCCCUCCACCUUCCACAAGCAGCGUCUCCUCGGCUGCCUCCUGAAGCUUAUCUCCACGGAGGUCAACCCCAGGCUGGCUCCAGAAGGGAACACCAGCUCCACGGCUUCAGUGAGGCCAGCCCAGGAGGAGCAGUCGGCGACCCCCCCGGGGAAGGUGGUGACCGUCAGCUCCCGGAGCCCCCGCUGCCCACGCAGCCAGUCCGCCCUCCGCAACAGCAAGACCUUCUCGCCCGGCUCCACGCCUUGCUCCUCAGGUCUGAGGAACCCGCCGAGACCCCUCCUGGUGGCGGGCCCCUCCAGCACAGGCAGCGGCGACUCCGACGGUGGCCUUUUUGCUGUCCCAACUACUCUCCCGCCCAACAGUCGUCACGGGAAGCUCCACUCGCCCAGUAAAGAGGCGGAGCUGACUUUCCGGCCGCACCUGAACUCCAUCAGCAUGCAGUCGGACUUCUUCCUGCCGAAGCCCAGGAAGCUACGGAACCGGCACCUGCGGAAGCCGCUGGUGGUCCAGAGAACGCUGCUUCCUCGGCCGUCUGAGCACCAGUCCCACAAUGUCUGUUCCUUCUCCAUCCUGUCCAAUUCCUCUGUGACCGGGAGAGGCUCAUUCCGGCCCAUCCAGUCUUCCCUGACCAAAGCUGCCCUGUCUCGGCCGAUUGUGCCCAAGGCCCUUCCACCCCAGGCCACGGGCCACCUGGCCAGUGCUGUCGACUUAGCCGCUAAAAGCGCCGGCAUCAUCCCCGGGAGCCCCCUCCCCGUCUUGGACACUGAGGGCCUGUCUGGUAUCUCUCCACUGUCUUCGGACGAGGUGACCGCCAGUGUCGCUGGUCAGGACCCCGCCAGCAGCCACCAGAAUGGCGAUUCCAUCCCCGCUGUGGGGGGCACAAGCGACCCGUUCAUCAGCGUCCCCUCAAGGCCUGAGCAGGAGCCAGUGGCGGACAGUUUCCAGGGCUCACCCGUGCUCUCCCUAUCCGAGCUGUCCAAGGCUCCUCUCCACAAUGGGCCCCCCGUACCCCUACCCACGCCGGAGGGCUCCAGCAGCCGCCUGUCUCCACCCAACGUCUCUGCACUGCUGGACAUCUCCCUGCCCGGGCCACCCGAGGACGUGCUCUCGCAGGGCGAGCCCGCCACGCACAUCAGCGACUCCAUCAUCGAGAUUGCCAUCAGCUCCGGCCAGUACGGCGAGGGAGUCCCUCUUUCUCCGGCAAAACUGAACGGCAGCGACAGCUCCAAGAGUCUUCCCUCCCCAUCCAGCAGCCCCCAGCCCGACUGGAUCGCCUCCCCAACCCACGACCCACAGUGGUGCCCCAGCGACCCCACGGACUCGUCGCUCAGCAGCUUGUUUGCAAGCUUCAUCUCCCCAGAGAAGAGCCGGAAGAUGCUGCCACCCCCAUCAGGGACCCACAGCGGCACGUCCCUGCUGGGCCCCAGCUUGCUGGAUGGCAACUCGAGAGACUCGUUUGUGUCCCGGUCCCUGGCUGAUGUCGCUGAGGUUGUGGACUCCCAGCUGGCGUGCAUGAUGAAUGAAAACAGCAUCGAUUACAUAUCUCGAUUCAACGAUUUGGCCCAAGAGCUGUCCAUCGCCGAGCCCAGCCGCCGAGAGGCUCUGUUUGAUGGCAGCGGAGGCGGCCCCCCUGUCGGUGACCUGUCCCAGUGACCACACCUCAUCCCUGGUGGGGCAUCCUGGAGGCUGCAGAGGAGGGCUGGUGGUCCCCCGCGGUGGUAGGAGCAGCUCUCUACAGGCUGGAGAAAACAAGCCCAGGAGCCCCCUGGAGAUGAUCUGAACAGAGGAACCUCUGUGCCCCAGAAUGUGCACCAGGCAGGAAACCGUGUCCCAAAGGGCAGAGGGCUGUGGUGGCCUAGGAGACCAGGACGGCUUCUCUAGGAGGGCC